This is a messenger RNA of Myotis daubentonii (Daubenton's bat), 5267 nucleotides long. It is a transcript of the gene ADAM11, whose product is annotated as ADAM metallopeptidase domain 11. The record is from RefSeq and is a predicted model, not a curated record. NCBI's taxonomy places the organism in Eukaryota, Metazoa, Chordata, Mammalia, Chiroptera, Vespertilionidae. Gene Ontology annotation, biological process: proteolysis. Gene Ontology annotation, molecular function: metalloendopeptidase activity.
AUGGGAAGGGAUCUGGACCGAGGGUGGGGAGGACUCCGCAGGGACCUGCUCCGCGAACCUGGGCCGGGGACAGCCACGCCCCCGCAUCUCCAUCUCCCAGGUCCCCAGACGGCGGGUCCCCAGGUCAGAGCCCGGGGCUUCCUGUGGACCCUGCCGCCUUCGCCCUAAAACCUGCGGGUCCUCGGAGCUCCGGGACCGAUCGCCGAGGAGGGGGUCGCGAGAUGGGAACCGGUGCGCCCGGCCCUGCACCUGCCGGGGGAGGCCUGGGCGGGGCGGGGAGGCCGGCCCCGGGGCGGCGCCUCUUUUGUCCUCCCGUCGCGGUGGCCCGGGCCCUGCGGGGCUGGGGGGGAGGGCCGGGGGGCGGGGGCGGGCCCUCCGCUCACGUGCUCGCCGCUCGGCUCUUAACCCGGCCCGCCGCCCCGCCGGGAUGGCCGCGGCCGGAGCGCGCUGAGCCGGGCGCCCUCCCCGCCGCCGCCGCCAGCCUCGCCCCCCGUCCGGCCGGCGCCCCCGCCCGCGGCUCCGCAGCCCGCGCCCCCGCCCGCGCCCCGCCUCCGCCCGCGCCGAGCCGCUCAGCCGCAGCCCCCGGACCCGGAGGAUAUGAACGAGCCAUGAGGCGGCUGCGGCGCUGGGCGAUCGCGGCGCUGCUGCUGCUGCCGCUGCUGCCCACGCCCGGUCUUGGGACCUGGGGUCCUGCUGGAGUUCUGCGUUGGAGGGUCGCACCUCAGUUGUGGGGCCCAGAAGUGCCUGAGGUCACAGAGCCCAGCCGCCUGGUGGGGGAGAGCUCCGGGGGAGAAGUCCGAAAGCAGCAGUUGGACACCAGGGUCCGCCAGGAGGCACCCAGUGGCCCCCCUGUCCACCUGGCCCAGGUGAGUUUCGUCAUCCCAGCCUUCAACUCCAACUUCACUCUGGACCUGGAGCUGAACCAUCACCUCCUCUCCUCCAAAUACGUGGAGCGCCAUUUCAGCCGCGAGGGGACAACCCAGCGUAGCACGGGGGCGGGAGACCACUGCUAUUACCAGGGGCGGCUCCGAGGGAACCCCCACUCCUUUGCUGCUCUCUCCACCUGCCAAGGGCUGCAUGGGGUCUUCUCGGACGGGAACUUCACCUACAUCGUGGAGCCCAGAGAGAUGGCCGGGCCUCGGGAAGCCCCCCGGGGACCACAUCCCCACCUCAUUUACCGGACCCAGCUCCUCCCAGCCCCCAUUGGAUGCAGGGAACCAGACUGCCUGUUCGCCGCCCCUGCCCACUCUGCUCCUCCGGACCGGCCGAGGCUGAGAAGGAAAAGGCAGGUCCGCCGGGGCCACCCUACAGUGCACAGUGAGACCAAGUAUGUGGAGCUGAUCGUGAUCAACGACCACCAGCUGUUUGAGCAGAUGCGACAGUCUGUGGUCCUCACCAGCAACUUUGCCAAGUCCGUGGUGAACCUGGCCGAUGUGAUGUACAAGGAACAGCUCAAUACCCGGAUAGUGCUGGUUGCCAUGGAAACGUGGGCAGACGGGGACAAGAUCCAGGUGCAGGAUGACCUCCUGGAGACCCUGGCCCGUCUCAUGGUCUAUCGGCGGGAGGGCCUGCCUGAGCCCAGCGAUGCCACCCACCUCUUCUCGGGCAGGACUUUCCAGAGCACCAGUAGUGGGGCUGCCUACGUGGGAGGCAUCUGCUCUCUGUCCAGGGGUGGGGGUGUGAAUGAGUACGACAAUAUGGGGGCCAUGGCAGUGACCCUGGCCCAGACGCUGGGGCAAAACCUGGGCAUGAUGUGGAAUAAACACCGGAGCUCAGCAGGGGACUGCAAGUGUCCGGACAACUGGCUGGGCUGCAUCAUGGAGGACACUGGGUUCUACCUGCCCCGCAAGUUCUCGCGCUGCAGCAUCGACGAGUACAACCAGUUUCUGCAGGAGGGCGGCGGGAGCUGCCUCUUCAACAAGCCCCUCAAGCUGCUGGACCCCCCUGAGUGCGGAAACGGCUUCGUGGAGGCAGGGGAGGAGUGCGAUUGCGGUUCUGUGCAGGAGUGCAGCCGAGCGGGCGGGAACUGUUGCAAGAAGUGCACCCUGACUCACGACGCCAUGUGCAGCGACGGGCUCUGCUGUCGCCGCUGCAAGUACGAGCCGCGGGGUGUGUCCUGCCGAGAGGCCGUGAAUGAGUGCGACAUCGCGGAGUCCUGCACUGGCGACUCUAGUCAGUGUCCCCCCAACCUACACAAACUGGACGGUUACUACUGUGAUCACGAACAGGGCCGCUGCUACGGAGGUCGCUGCAAAACCCGGGACCGGCAGUGCCAAGCCCUGUGGGGCCACGUGGCUGCUGAUCGCUUCUGCUAUGAGAAGCUGAACGUGGAGGGGACAGAGCGUGGCAACUGUGGGCGCAAGGGGUCCGGCUGGGCCCAGUGCAAUAAGCAGGACGUGCUCUGUGGCUUCCUCCUCUGCGUCAAUAUCUCCGGAGCUCCUCGGCUGGGGGACCUAGGAGGAGACAUCAGCAGUGUCACCUUCUACCACCAGGGCAAGGAGCUGGACUGCAGGGGUGGCCAUGUGCAGCUGGCCGAUGGCUCAGACCUGAGCUACGUGGAGGACGGCACAGCCUGUGGGCCCAACAUGCUGUGCCUGGAUCAUCGCUGCCUGCCAGCCUCUGCUUUCAACUUCAGCACCUGCCCGGGCAGUGGGGAACGCCGCAUCUGCUCCCACCAUGGAGUCUGCAGCAACGAAGGGAAGUGCAUCUGCCAGCCAGAUUGGACGGGCAAAGACUGCAGUAUUCACAACCCCCUGCCGACAUCUCCGCCCACGGGGGAGACGGAGAGAUAUAAGGGUCCCAGCGGCACCAACAUCAUCAUUGGCUCCAUUGCCGGGGCUGUGCUCGUCGCAGCCAUCGUCCUGGGCGGCACAGGCUGGGGAUUUAAAAACAUCCGACGAGGAAGGUAUGACCCGACCCAGCAGGGGGCAGUGUGAUGCUGGCCACGUCAUCCCUCCGCUGUCCCCGUCUCCAUCUCAUUUGUCACCUCGCAUUCUGUUGAUGGGAGCUCAGGGCUGAUUCCCCCACCCCCACCGUCACUGCUGUCCCUGCUGUCCCUGCAGGGGUGGGAGAGGAAAGUCCUUAGCCUGCCCUUGCCACUUCCUCUUGCCCAGACAUCCCCUCAGGUCCAUUUGCUCCUGCCCUUCCUAUGGCCACACCACUCUUGGCCAGGGAGACGCUGGAGCUGUGCCCCCACCCCACCCCCGCUCUCCGCAGCCCCCGCCCCCUGGAAGGGAGCCUCCCUCUGCAUCCCAUCUGUUUUGUCUUUCAUGUCACCGCUGUCUGACCUCCCGCCAGCUCCCCUCCCUGGCCAGCCUUUGACUUGCUGCCCCCAGGGCCCGGCUUGGGGCGAGGAGAGGAGUCUGUCUCUGGGCUCCCCCUCAUAUGAUGCCCCCAUGCCCCGUCUGCCUUCCAGGUCCGGAGGUGCCUAAGUGCCACCCUCCCUCCGAGCCUGGCGCCCACAUCUCAGCCAUGAACUAGGAGGCUGCCUCCUCCCAGCCAUGGAGGGAGGCACCAUGCGAUGUCUUCCGGGCCCAGCUUUCCAAUUCCUGGCCCCAUGGGGGUGUGGGUGGGGGGCUGUGGCCCUGCCCUUCACACCAUCAGGGUGGACCAUGCCAGGGCCAUUGCCCUCGUGGUCCCCCACCCCACCUCAUGUGGCUUUGGCCUUGCACACCAACUCUCCCUGUGUGAAUGUAGCUUCCAUCAUCAGAUUGCCACAGCUCAGGUGGUGAGGGAGGGCUAGAGGGAUGCCCCAAGGGGCAUGGCCUGGGAUGGCCCUUCCUCAAAGCCAGGCAGCUGGGACAGGGUUUUAGCUUUCUGGGACUUGGGGAGAGGGGGCUGACAUCUACUUUAAAAAAACAAAACAAAACUGAAUCUUAACUGAUGAAUGUAACUCUGGGGGUGCUGGGGCCAGGGCGGUUGUGGGGAUGUUUUGAAAUCUGGGGGGGGGACUGGAGGAACUGAGGCAUGGCCAUCCCCUGGGAUGACCACACCUGGGGUCUUCUCACUGGACAUGGACGUCCCCAAGCCAGGUAGGGGCCGGCAUCCUUGCUGCUCCCUCCUCUCGGCCCUGCUGAGCUUGGAGAGAAGUUUGAGUGCCGAUUCAAACCAAAGCUGCCUGUUCCGCGCCCACGCCUAGGUUAUGGGUACGGCGACCACAUGUCCCAGAUUGUCUUUAAUUCUAAAAUGACCAUCCUGCUGUCCUUGCCAGGAUGCAUGCAUUCGAGGGUCUACAAAAUAGUCCCUGAAAUAAAAUGGCACCUUCCCCCUUCCCAGAAGGGCGACUGUGGGGCUGGCUCAGGGUUCAGGUGCCCCCUGGUGUGGCCUAGAGGUCCCAGGCUGGGCCGUCUUUUCCUGGGAGGACUCUCCCAAGUAGGGAAGGCCAGAGGUGGCCAGUGCCCGGAGGGUCAGGGGCUCUGCCUGUGAUGCGCAUAAGGAGGUAGGACAAGGCAGGUCUCAUGUAUGAACCUCAGCUUCUAGAAAAUUCCUCAAGGCCCUGUCAAACCCACCCCACUCCUUACCCAAUUCCAGGGCCGAGUAGUAAGUUUACAGUUGUUUCCCCCGUGACGUCCUCUGACGCCCCGCCCACUGCAGUGACAGGCAGGUGGAGGCCAGGCCGAGUUCCUCAGUCCUCCUCCAAACCAAGUCCUGCCCAUGGCCUUCCCUCGGGACCCUCGCUUGGGACAGAGGAGCUCUGGCUCCUUGGCUGUUGAAGACCGGCUGGCAGGGGCAAGAUGGGGGUCAAACUACCUAUGGAUGAAAGCCACAAAUGAAUGGAGCCCCUCCCCCCAGGGGUACCCACCCUGACUCCGCAGGGAUUCCUGAACACCCCGGGCCUUUGAGCUGCCUGUUUCAGUCCCUCUGCUUCUGGGGCAUCUUUGAAGGGGAAUCGUGGAGGAGACGGCUCCCUGCUUAUCUGCACCCCCCUCAGGGCAAACUGGGGACUGAGACCCAUGGACACCCUUCGGGGGCUGAUGCGGCGACAGUGGGGUCCUCGAUACUGAGCUUCAGCUGGCACUGCCCAAGCAAGGAGGAUGUGUGGGGUACCCCUCUAGCCAGUCCUGCUACACCAGCACCCCCAAGCUGGGGCAGGAGGGCGAGGGUUGGGUUUUGCACUUUUGCUGCGAUACCUUAAGGCGCCCUCUAGUGGUGCACACGUGCGCACAGGUGGCCGAUGCAUCCGGCACAAGCGUUUGGAGCCGCGUCUCCGCACAAGUGUGAAUACCUCUGCACACACGGACAUGACUGUGUGCGUAUGGGGGGUGGGA